CCUCUUUAUAUUCAGAACAAACAAUACUCCCACCCCCACACACCACCACCACCACCACCGCCGCCGCCGCCACCGCCGCUUCCGCGGCCGUGUAUACAGACAACUAAGAGUGCCCACAUAAAUCCAGUAAUUUCUGCCAACAUGGUUCUUAAAACAGCUGACCACCCUUCCGCUUUCAUGAAAAGUUUCCUCAGCCAGUGCGGUGGCUCCGCCGUCAUCGACGGCGGACUUGCGACGGAGCUCGAACGGCAUGGGGCCAACCUGAACGAUCCUCUGUGGAGUGCUAAGUGCCUCAUUAGUUCACCCCACCUCAUCAGAAGGGUUCACCUGGAUUACCUAGAAGCUGGUGCAAACAUAAUUAUAUCUUCAUCUUACCAGGCUACUCUUCAAGGUUUUGAAGCAAAGGGAUUUUCGAAAAAAGAAGGCGAAUCAUUGCUCGAAAAAAGCGUUAAAAUAGCAUGCGAGGCUCGGGAUUUAUAUUACGAGAAUGCCACCAAGGGAUCGUGGGACAUUUCAACAGAUGGAAUGCUAACACCGAAAAACCGCCCCGUUUUGGUCGCUGCAUCCGUCGGAAGCUACGGGGCUUAUUUGGCCGAUGGUUCCGAGUAUAGUGGGGUUUAUGGAGAUAAUGUCGGUUUAGAAACUCUUAAAGAUUUUCACCGGAGGAGGGUUCGGGUUUUGGCCGAGUCGGGAGCCGAUUUGAUUGCUUUUGAGACCAUUCCUAAUAAACUUGAAGCUCAGGCGUAUGCGGAGCUUCUUGAGGAAGAGGGAAUAAAUAUCCCGGCUUGGUUUUCUUUCUCUUGCAAAGACGGGACCCACGUGGCAAAUGGAGAUUCGAUUGAAGACUGCGCGUUGGUAUCUAAUUCUUGUGAUCGAGUCGUUGGAGUUGGGAUUAAUUGCACCCCACCAAGAUACAUCCAUGGACUCAUCCAAUCAAUCCAAACCGUGACGAAUAAACCAAUUCUUGUAUACCCGAACAGUGGGGAGACUUACGAUGGCAACAAAAAGGAAUGGGUGCCAUCGACUGGCAUUGCUGAUGUGGAUUUCGUAUCGUACGUGGGAAAAUGGCGCGAUGCUGGAGCUUCUCUUAUUGGAGGUUGCUGCAGAACUACACCAAACACCAUUAGAGCUAUUUCCAAGAUUCUCUCUAAGAACUGAAUAUUUCAAUAUAUAUAUAUAUAUAUAUAUAUAU
This is a messenger RNA of Erythranthe guttata (spotted monkey flower), 1192 nucleotides long. RefSeq names its product homocysteine S-methyltransferase 3 (gene HMT3). Gene Ontology annotation, biological process: S-methylmethionine cycle. Lineage: Eukaryota; Viridiplantae; Streptophyta; Magnoliopsida; Lamiales; Phrymaceae. Gene Ontology annotation, molecular function: zinc ion binding; S-adenosylmethionine-homocysteine S-methyltransferase activity. The record is from RefSeq and is a predicted model, not a curated record.